This is a messenger RNA of Erpetoichthys calabaricus (reedfish), 6162 nucleotides long. It is a transcript of the gene efnb1, whose product is annotated as ephrin-B1. Gene Ontology annotation, cellular component: plasma membrane. Gene Ontology annotation, molecular function: ephrin receptor binding. NCBI's taxonomy places the organism in Eukaryota, Metazoa, Chordata, Cladistia, Polypteriformes, Polypteridae. The transcript is spliced from 5 exons. Gene Ontology annotation, biological process: ephrin receptor signaling pathway; axon guidance. The record is from RefSeq and is a predicted model, not a curated record. Bases 937 to 1968 code for a protein of 343 amino acids.
GGCAGGCGACGCGCUGCGCAGUCUGAGAGAUGCCAGCGAAAGAUGAGUUAUUAGGAUUAUAUGGGUAACUAAGAAAGUGAAGAACGGGCUUUUGUUUUCCUAAACGUAACAAAAAACUAUUACUCGGCAGCACCCAUUUGUGAAAGUAACAGAAGACGACAACAUCCAGUGCGUAUGAAUUGGGUUAGAAUUAAGAGCGCUCCCUACAACCACCUGGAAGCGAAAGAAUUUGUCCAACCGGCAUGGUAAAUCUGUCUCAGCUGCGCAAAAGAAACUUCACCCAUGAGUUGUGAUGCUCACGACACGGCACAUGAGACGGGUAUUGGAUCAUAGCCUCAGUCGAGGAGUUUUACUACAAGGAGUUGCACGAGGAAUAUCUGCUGCGAAAGCCCGGCGGCCAAGCAGGGUUAAGCGGCUCGCAGCUCGUUCAGGGGCAGCGCCUUACCGAUGCACUGUGAGGGGUCAAGAGGGAGUUUUCUUGCAACUUUGUCUGCACUUCUCAAGGCCAACAAAGGGGAUGGGUAUCCGGCCGUCACUUUCAAGGAACUACUGUUCAUAGCAAAGAAGGAAAAAAGUAAGCCAAACACAGCGCGGAAGGGAAUCGCGAAGCCGGCCUCGUGAUUUUUUGGGCUGCGCUCCAGAGUGUCCAGUCCCACCUGGAGCGUCCAGCCCCACCGCGCCCAUAAGGGAGCUAUAAUAUUGACCCCCGUGUUAUCUUUUCCAACGUAAACAACGUCUCGGAGUCGAAUUACCCGGGAGGAGCAGGCGACUAUUGGCAUUUUACCUGUACCUGUCGGACACAGGAGCAGCGCUGAACCCCGACUCACUGGGAGAACUCCUGGAGAAUCGCGCGGGCCAGUGGACCUGCGGAUUUACACGGGCUUCUGGUUUGGCUUUUUUAUUGCACGUUUGUGGUUGUCUGUCGCCCACUGAGGAAUGAAGGCGCCGAGAAUGGCAGAUGCGCGGUGUCUUUGGAAGUAUUACCUGGGGAUCUUGAUCGCUGUUUGUCGGGCUACCUUGCCUUUGGCCAAAAUCCUGGAUCCGGUGUCGUGGAAUUCUCACAACCCCAAUUUUCUGCCUGGCAGGGGCUUGGUGAUCUACCCUGAGAUCGGCGACAAGCUGGACAUUAUCUGCCCCAAGGGUGACGGGGGCCGACCCUAUGAGUAUUAUAAACUGUACCUGGUGAGGAAGGCACAGGUAGAGAGUUGCAGCACUGUCAUGGACCCCAAUGUUCUGGUGACAUGCAACAAACCAGAGCAAGAUAUCAAGUUCACCAUCAAGUUCCAGGAGUUCAGCCCCAACUACAUGGGCCUGGAGUUCAAGAAGAACGUUGACUACUUCAUCACCUCCACAUCCAAUGGGACUGCCGAAGGACUGGAGAACAGAGAAGGGGGUGUCUGUAGCACAAGAUCCAUGAAGAUCAUCUUGAAAGUUGGGCAAGACCCCAACGCAGUGCUGCCUGAGUCAUUAAGCACAACUAAGGCUAAAAUUGAAGCAGACAACACUCUGAAAGCCCCAACCACUAGUCCUGUGAAAAAUGUUUUGCCGGAUGGAUCAGGGAGGCAUCCCAUCAAGACAGGGACAGUUGACCAGCGUGCAGAUGACAAGUCAACUCCUGGAGAGGGCAUCUUUGGCUCCAGAGCCGCUCUCUUUGCAGCAAUCGGGGCCGGCUGUGUCAUCUUCAUCCUCAUCAUCAUCUUUCUCAUCGUCUUCUUGAUAAAGAUGCGAAAACGGCACCGAAAGCACACUCAGCAGCGGGCAGCGGCCCUCUCCCUUAGCACACUGGCCAGUCCCAAGUGUGCUGGAAACGCCGGCUCCGAGCCCAGUGACAUUAUCAUCCCUUUACGGACUACAGAGAACAACUACUGCCCUCACUAUGAGAAGGUGAGCGGGGAUUACGGCCACCCUGUCUAUAUAGUCCAAGAGAUGCCACCACAGAGCCCGGCAAAUAUCUACUACAAGGUGUGAGGGGGGGAGAGUGCGGCAGAUGAGGCUUUAGAACAACUCUUAGAACAACAAAUGGAGGCCUACCUUUUACUACCUAGACCUUCUGAUGCUGGUAGACAUCCCCUCCUGCACUGCUCUCGUGGCCAGGGAGAAACCACCUGAGAUGACAAAGGAGGUCUGUGUGGAGCCGGCAGACAAAAGCAAUUUCCCAAGGCCCUUGGCAAUUUUCCUCUUCCUCCUAACUCUGCCUCCUCGGCUCACUGGCCCACAGUGCUUUCUCGCCCUCUUCUCCUCCUCCUCAUGCACUUUUGAGCCCUUUAGAAGAAAGGCCGGACACGUUUGCAACCCUCCCCAGACUGUUUCUGAAGAGACCUGAGGGUUAGGGGUGGGUUGCUGAGGGAGGACUUUGGGCGGUCUGUGGCCCUCAUAGAUCAGAUCGCUCAGGGAAGGAUGCCUUCACAAACACCUGCAGCAAAAUGCUCUCCUUUAAUGAUAUAUGUUUACCUUUUUUAUCUGAGUUUAUGGUUUCCCCAUCCACCAUGGACCUUCAUUUGGAAAAGCAUUUUUCAUUUGCUUUGAUUUUCAUAAUUAGCUAAAAGGCAUAACCUCAGGCUGAAGGGUUUCUGGCAAUCAGUGGCCUGUGGAGCAAGCUUCUUGUGAAUUUCUCUUAGCCGUUUGAAAAAGAGAAACAUCAAAGGAUGGAGUGGUUGGUAGGCGACGGGCAGCAUGGCUCACGAAGGGCAAAGCCUUUGUGAUAUUUUCAGAAGGCAUAGACUCAGAUUGGCUCAGCCAGCCCUUUUCGUGGCCAGACGAACCAGCGACUUCAGAAUUUGGGGGUUUUUUGUUUGAUUUUUGAACCGAAGGAUCAGUGUCAGGUUUGAUUAUUAUAGAUGGCUAUCCGGUGCCCACCUCUCACCACCGCAACCCCCCUCUCAGUAAGAUAAUAGUGGGGAGUGCUGCUGCUCUUAGGGCUCUAGUGGCCAAACCCUUUUGUGUGCCCUUAAAGGGGCCCCAAGGGCCACGGGGUACACGUGAGGACCCCAAGGCUGAGUGCAGUGGCACAAUGGCUGUGUGAGGCCUGAGAAAUGGAGAACAUGUGUUGAGCUCCUCACAAUGAGCAAAGUUCUAAUGUACAGGGCUUGGCAGGAGCUGCCGCCGCCUAUUGAAGUGCAGAGUAGCUCUGCCAGUCCGAGAGAAGCAGCUUUUAUGAGGAACAUUUUAAAAAAUAAUUAAAACGUCGGCUCCUUUUACUUUGCGAUUUAUAGGUUUAAUUGUCCCAUUUUGGGGUCAGGAUUUCUUUUUUUUUUUUUUUUCACAACUAAAUCUAUAAACUAGAAUAUCCUGCUUUGGAUCUGGGGUAUAAUGCGAUUCAGCUGACGUAUUGAAGGGCACAGUGCGCCAGCGUAGUGGCCCGUCUCUCAGGUAAUCGCCCUCAUUUCUGCUGGGUCUGCGCCAUCUGUUAACUCUGUGUGCCACUUUCCUUUGUUUAAUAGCUAUCCCAAGUUUUGUUAGAUAUUUACCCAUAAAGUGAGUUUUUAUUACGUCUUAAAACAGAAUUACGUACAAUUUGAUUUUCGUGACCGAGGCUGCUAUUUAACACGCUGGGGACUCUCGGAGGUCCCGUGUGCAGUUCCCCUGAGCCUAGAGCCUCACCUCGGUCAGCCUGCCACGUCAGUCCACAGUUACUCAGCACCUUUGUUGUGGCCUCUUGCAUUGCGUUAUUUUCUCUCUUCUAACAGCCUGUUAAGUGGUUCCUUUGGUGUGGUCUCCAUAUUAGAUGUCGUUUUUUGCAGGCUAUCACAUUGGUCCGCUACUCCAUUUCUUCUCCAUAGGCCUUGUAUGUCGGGUUCGUUUGAUUGAUUACAGUCCAUUUUGAAGUUGGACCCCCAUCUUUGAACCCUUUUUCACCUGAUCCUCACAAUCCGUUCUUGUGCCUGUUUGCUGCUGACUUCCACAGGGCUUCACCUGGUCGCCAUGUUCCUGCUGCUUUGGCCUCUGUUACGGGCCGCUUCUCUCCCUGUACACCCUGCCAUGAAAGCCAACGGAUCGCGAGCCUGAGACGCGGCCGCACAGUGCUGCUGGACCUCUGCGUGGUCCCGUGGUGCCAAAUCUGCUCCUUCAGCGUGACAGCGUUUUGUUUACAGGCUGAGUGGUCGCUCAAGAAUGUGUGCCAGAGGCCUCCUGGGGCCAGGUGGGAUUAGGGGUGGGUGGGUUUCCUCUGUAUGUACGCUUUAUUCAAAAUAGGAGAACUUUCUGCUUUAUCAUUUAUCAGCAUUUUAUUGUUCAAUUAAAUUUUCUGAUAACCAUUUCCUUUUUUUUUUUUUUAACUGUUUUAUUUUGUAAAUCUUGGGAUUUGCACACUGGCUAUGAAACCUCAACGGCAGUGUACAUAUGUGGAAAACGUUCAAUAGCAGCCCAUUUACAGAGAUAUUAAAUUAGCUGUUUCUUUUUUUCCUCUUUAUUGCAAAGUUUUUGUAAAUAGUGGUCUUCUUUUUGAGCAAAAAGACAUUUUGUAUAAACAUUUGAAUAAUUUUUCUUGUUUGCUUUUGUUAGAAAAUAAAUAAUUAAAGAAAUUAAAAAAAAAAAAAAAAUUAAUUACCCAACAUGCUAUUCAGAGCGGUGUGCGGGUGACUGGAAAGCGGCUCCAUCCACCGGGCACUGCCUGCCUACCCGCCUGCCCAGCUCCACUGACUGCAGGCAGGAGACGGGUAUCGGCAUCACUUGCAUCCAACACCAGUACUGUAAUGAUUUGCUUGUGUUAUCUCAAUGCUGUAUGUGACCCCAAACGCAACUGACCAGUGCAGACUGUGCACGGACCCCACUUAAACCAAACUUACACCCGAGAUAGAAAGAGCAGGGCAUAGGAAACCCGGGAAUUGAGUUCCCCCAAAAAACGGGUGACCUGAACAGUACUCCCAGAUUGGCUUGAUUGUUUUAAAAGCAGUAAUGUGCCAUAUUUGGUGGGGUUGAGGGUGUGAGGGGUCCGGCAGUGUGAUAGAAAUCAGCAGCCGAAAAAUGGCUGCAGUGUGGGAAUGGGAUCCUUCAUGGAGAGAGAGAGGGAGGCCUGACUGAGAUAUUUAGUUUAGCUCACGUUUUAUAUGGUGCCCUCCACCGAGCUCACCAUCGCAGCGAUGGUGCAGUAAAGUCAUAGAACCAUUUAUACCCUAGCAGGCCGCGUGGACUUGACAGCUCCGAGCAAAUCGCUUAACCUGCCAGUCAUCAGCAGGCACGUACCCUAAUGUAAUGGAAAUUUAAAAUAAUAAUGGUCAUUGGGGGCUUCGCAAACGUUGGCUCAACUGUUCCCAGAGGAUGACGUGUAACCAGCCUGCAUCGGACCACUGGACUGGAUGUCACUGCUUUCUAAUCUUACUGCUGGACUGGUGGGUUUCAGUAAGCUGGCUGCCCCACCUUUAAAUUACUGACCCUACUUGACAAGACUUACUGGCCUGAAUGGCGUCCCCAUGCGAGUCUGAAUUGGAUUUGUGUGGCUUUGACAAUAUUUGGGUCUUUUGAGAGUGGGGCCAGCCAUUGUAAUAUUGAUAGCAAUUUAAAGAAUGCAUUUGAUUUGAUGUGGCUCAAACCACCGUCUCCUCUAUCAGACACUAAAUAAAUGUAGGAUGCGCUGCUGUCUUUGUAUCUGCUGCCCUGUAAAUGGUGCCCCUCACUCAGCUGCCAUCAUGAUGGGCAGUGUUUAUCAGGAAAGGGUCCUAGUGGCCUAAGCCAGCAAAGUCCAACAUUAGUCAGAAAUGGCUGUGGGAAAGCUGAACCUUGGCACAUGCUGAUCCAGGGGAUGCCACCCUGAGAGGAGCAGCAAAUUGUGUUGUGCCUUUUUGUAAUAACACUAAAGAGGGGGGGACGCCGGACUGGCCCCUUCGUGUAUUUCCCUGGUAGGUUUAAUCCUCGACUUACUGACUCCACACGAAGCGCUGCUCUCCAGGUUCCCUGCCUGGCGUGGACGGGCGCAGCUCUGUGCUGGUCACUUGCUCCCUCACGGUUUUCUGGCCCCCCAGCUCACACAGUAUUACAUAUUGAGCCCCUGGUGCAUUUGUGUUCUUGGUAUUUGCUCCUUGAUUUCUCUCUUUAUUUUCUCCCCCCCCUCACAAUGCAGCUUUUUUAUUCAGUACAUCAUAACCAGUCUGCAAUGGAAUUGAUGUUCCAUGAGCCAAGUUAAAAAUCUGAUAUUGCAUAUUGAUAAAUAAAUUUUUCCUAUGGAAA